AUGGUGGCAUCUGUGCUUCUCCUGUCAGGAGUCAGAGCAAGUAAAUGGCUGGUGUAUUUCUCCAGGACGGACAUCUGCGCUUGGGCCGGGACCACCGUAACGCUGCCGUGCCGCUAUGAUUACCCUUCGCACUUCAGCUCCACGCGGGUCACAUGGUUUCACAUCUCUACCGAAGGCAGACGGGAAAUCGCCUACCACACUGAUGGGAAUCUAUUGAGCCCCUCGUACAGGGACAGGAUCAAAUACAUGGGGGGCAUUAAAAGAUGCAGUCUGCAGAUCACGAACAUAAAGCUGAGCGAUAUAGGAUCAUACCAUUUCAGAUUCGAGACUGACAACCCUCAGGGCCGAUGGACCUCUCCUGAUGCCAUCACACUGUCCGUCACAGAGCUUCAGGUUCAUAUACAUCCAGCGAGAAUAGGCAACAUGUUUGCUGCUGGUGAGACGGUCUUCCUGAGCUGUGUGGCGCGAGGCUGUGCCGCCCCAGGCAGGAACUUUGCCCUUUAUCGGAAUGGGAUCAAUUUGGGUCAGUCCGAUAAGCUGUCAGCCAUCUAUAACUUUGACAGUCACCAUGCAGGUACCUACACCUGCCGUCCCAUACCCCCUCAAAACGUUCAGUCACCGGGAGUCACCCUGGCUCUUGGAUAUGCUCCUCGCUACACCACCGUACAGAUCACCCCUCGAGAGGCAGUCAGAGAGGGCGAUUCGGUGACUUUGACCUGCAGUAGUGAUGGAGCUCCGCCAGCAGAAAGUUUUGCCUGGUUUAAAGAAGGAGAGAGUGGCAGUGUGCCAGACAGCUUUAGACCUGAGCUGAGAUUGUGGAGUUUAGACUACAGGGACCACGGAGAGUACUUCUGUGUGGCCCGCAACCCACUCGGCACAGACCGGUCCAGACCGAUUUUACUGAAUGUUACCUACUCCCCAAAAAACACAAGAAUCCUCAUCAGUCCUAAAGGAGACAUCAUGGAAGGGUUUUCUGUCAAUCUGACCUGCAGCAGCAAUGCAAACCCUCCCAUAGAGAAAUACGCCUGGUACAAAGUGAACGGCGGUCAGCCCUGGACCAAAGGCAACGCGCAAAAUCUCACCUUCCCCAGCGUGCGUUCCCAUCAUGCCGGACAGUACUACUGUACUGUGUGGAAUGGGUUCAGCAUGGGGACACCGCCCACUAUUUCCCUUUCAGUGUUAUAUGCCCCCAAAAACACCUCUGUGUUGGCACGGCCUUCCACUGUGAUCGAAGCGGGCAGCUCGUUGACGCUGACCUGCAUCAGUCAGGCCAAUCCGGCGGUGGAGAACUACACCUGGCACCGGAUCAAUGCGGCUGACGCCUGGGAAACUCGAUCGGGUCCCAGCUACACCAUUGCUGAGGUCAGCUCCGGAGCCAGCGGCCAGUACUACUGCGAGGCCCGAAACCGCAUCGGAGCACACAGCUCCCCGGUUCUGACGGUCAAAGUUCGAGGACGAUUGAAGGUGAUUGCAUUGGCAUCUGCAGUGGGUGUUUCUGUCGGACUGAUCUCACUGACCGUGGUUGUCAUGAUCAGUAAAAACAUGCAUCGCGUUGACACUGAAAACCUUGAGGAAGAAAAACAGUGUUCACCAAUAGUUGACUUGCCAGUGGACAAUACUCUGUUUCGGGAAUCAACUUCAGAGACGUUUCUCCUCAAGGGCACAAAAAUGUCAGACAUUCCGGAGGAGCCAGAGGAGAUUUAUGAAAGCAGCCACCCUUCCAUCGUGCCCCUGAAAGAAGCUGCUCAGAGAGCUGAGGAACAGGGAAAAAUCAACUUCAUUACGGUGCAUUAUUCUCGCAUGCCCAGUCGGGAAAAGGCAAAGGUCACAAACAUACGUCUAGAUGGAGAGAAGAAGCUCAAAGAUGGUCCUAAUGCUGUUUAUACUGUUCUUGCCAAGCAUCCGAGAGCGGAGAUGGAAGAGUCUGGAGUCUAAAGCAGUUAACUAAUGGAAGAAGUUGUUUUUAAACUACAUGUACUUAUGAAUGGACCACGUGAUGCAGCCUGAAUGUCAGAGACUUGAAAACAGGCCACACAAGUGAAAUCUCCACUGGAUGUUCUGUUCAGUUGUGUCCGGCUGCAGUUUGCUUUAAUAAAAUCCAGCCGGACACAAAACUUAUUUUGAGGUCAGGAAGAUUUUUUUUUAAUGUUUUUACAAGAAGUCUCUUGUGCACAAGAAACAUUUCUUUUUUUUUAUUGAUAUUGAAAACAGUUGUGCUGCUUGAUAAUUUUGUGGAAACUCUCUCUCUUUCAUUCUGUUAGGAUUCUUUGAUAAAUAGAAAGUUCAAAAUCAUUUUUAAAAUAGAAAUGUGAAUGUUUUUACUGUCACUUUUGAUCAAUUUAAUGCAUUCUUGCAGAAAAACAUUUAUUUAAAAAAACUAAUUUUACUGGCCCCAAACAUUUGAAUGGUAGUGUAUCCGCUAUAUGUUUGAGUGUAACACAAUUCAGCUCAUCAUUAAAAAAAAAAGAAAAAAUCCCACUUAAAUAUUCAGUUUAACUGACAUGAUAAUUUCAUGAGAUCUAAAUAAAUAAUAAUUUAUUACAAUGCCAACAAAGUCUGUUUUAAUAUAUUGUCUAACAAUAAUACACAAUUUAAUGCAAUUACUGAAAAUUUUAUCAAGAUAUUAAGUACUGAUCUGUUUCUAUUCAAGAAAAUUGACCCUAACAUUUUAUAUAUAUAUAUAUAUAUAUAUAUAUAUAUAUAUAUAUAUAUAUAUAUAUAUAUAUAUAUUCCCUUCCCAUCCUGGAACUGUAUGAAGGUUCUUCAUAGAUUCAAGGGUGAGUAAAUAGCAAUAGAUUGAUAGUCAUUUUUCUAUGGUGAAAUAUUCCUUCAAUUGCUUCAUUUUUAGGAAGUGAGGUGUUGUAAGCUAAACCGUGCUUUUUUGAUGUGCAGAAGAGGGGAGAACGACAUCGUAAAACAAGACUCUGUCAAGAAAAUGUGUUGUUCAGUUACAAGUUCAAGGGCUGAAAGCAGUGUGGUCACCCUGACAUGCAACACAGCGGCAGUGACAUGCAAAAACCCGGGGAGCUGGAGGUGGUAACUCGUGAUGUGCCCAAGCUGAACAUCAGGGAUGAGUGAGCACAGCUAUAAGACGAUGCCACUGGUUGAACAGACGCUUGCGAGCUAUCUGUCUCACGGCACACCAACAUCUUUAAGGCUCCGGCAUUGCUCUCCAAGCCACUGCAAACUACCUUAGCGCUGGUGGGCAAGGGGUACUCGGCAGCGGGUCAGGCUGGUGCGUGUCAGAGGAUGGAUAUUCCGGAGCUCAGGAGAACCGCUGAUUUGUCUCCGCGCUACCAAGGAGACAGCCCAUGCCAUUGAACGGUCUAUGACAGCUAUAUGGUGACUGCGGAGAGACAUUUUGGCUGACCAUUUCUGAUAUGAGGGACAAAGAUAGGGUCUGUCUCAUGGAUACCCCGCUUGUGUCCUCGGGCCUGUUCAGCGACGCCGUUAAUUCCAUCGUCGACAGGUACCAGGAAGCUCGCAAGCAUACGGCGGUGUUCCAGCAGGUUCCUCCCUCGUCUAUCUCUAGUUCUGCUGAGUAUCAGCUCCUCAUACAGAGAGAAUCAAAACAGAGCGUCGUCUCACGUGCUCCCCCAUAUCGGGACUGUGGGUCUAAGCAGCGCUCUGUGUCGGGGGCCUCCAAGCCAAAGCCGGAUCUCACUCCACCAAAGUCAUUGGCAGAAAACUGAUUUCUCAGCUAGUUCCUAUUAGCCACUCUAAUCUGUGUGUUUUUGGCCUAUUUAUACAAGACUCUGUCCCCACUCCUGUAGGCAAUUUUACAGUGAACCACAAUUUGUCAUUAUUGUAAGUUGAAUGAGUCCUGGUAGGGAUGCACAGAAACAGAUGUAUGAUGUAACAGAAUCCAUGAGCUUGUUUAGAUCAGUGGCAGCAGCAUCAAAAAUGCUCCAAUCAGUGCAGUCAAAGCAGUCUGCUUCAUUAGUCCAUCUUUUUAUAGUCCUUUUUACAGGUUUAGUUGAUUUCAGUUUCUGCCUGUACAUUGAUAAACGAUGAACCAGACAGUGAUCGGAGAGCCUGUGGGACAGAGUGAUAUGCAUCCUCUAUUGUGGUUUAACAGUGGUCUAGUAUAUCUCUGAACUCUGAACAGCUGCAUAAUCUGGCAGAGGUGCAGAAUUCUGCACAACACCGGAUCGAUUUCCACACUUGCAUGUCUUAAAACACUUGAACAGCACCGCUGCUCUGCCAGUUACAAUGUUCAGCAAAGCUUCUGAGUAAUCAAAAACCAGUAGAAGAUUGUUUGUUCAGUAGUUCAUCCUUAGUAAAACGUAUUGUGUAUGAAAAACAAUAGACAGGAAUUUUUUUUCAAAAAACAUUAAAACAACUGGAGAGCUCCUCAUUGAGGCAGCCAUACACAGCCAUGUUGAUUUUAAUAAUUUGUGGUUACCAUC
This is a messenger RNA of Carassius gibelio (silver crucian carp), 4409 nucleotides long. Its product is annotated as B-cell receptor CD22. The transcript is spliced from 13 exons. Lineage: Eukaryota; Metazoa; Chordata; Actinopteri; Cypriniformes; Cyprinidae. The record is from RefSeq and is a predicted model, not a curated record. Bases 1 to 1935 code for a protein of 644 amino acids.